AUGGCUUCUGUUUCCUCGAGGGGCCCGACGCCUCAUUCGCCUUACGAUGUGCAGUCCGCGGCCGACACCGAAGAAUCAUGGCAGUAUCUCGACUACGCCUCGUACCCGGCCUCAGUCGGCUUCCUACCCAGCCCGGCCAGCGGCAGUCUCAACGGCUUUGCAGUCGUCGGCCACCACGCCGGCUCGGACCCGGCGGGCUUAUCCCCGCUAAAUCUCGAUCUCGACCAGCCCGCCUUCUCCGCCUCGAGCUUCCCGGACCAAGCGGAGGCGUUUGCUGCCCCGGCGCCGUCUGUUGAUAGCCAGUUCGUUCCCAGCGGCCAAGAAUCCAAUUUCUUGACACCGCAGGGCUUCCUCUUUGCAGAGGAGCAGCUGAACCUGAACGAUACAUUCCCGCAACAACAGCACGAUGGCGAUAUCGAUCUGUCACAGACCUUCUCUCCCAGUAUCAACCCGGGCCCAUGGAACCCCACGAACCUCAAGGUCGACAAUGGCAGCUCAAUGUUCUUGAUGGAGGACUUUUCCGCAACCUCGUCUCAGAGCUCCACAUCCACAAGCCCCUCUCAAUCCAACUCCAGCUCCCCAGACCUCAAACAUGAGGGCGACAGGGCAGCAUCGGCCAGCCAGAUCCGCAAGGUCAUCACCGGCAAGGUCGAGAAGAAGAAGGCCACCGAACCCGCAAACAAAUUCGUCAUUGUCACGCCCAACUCCAUCAAUGCCUCCUCGGGCCGUCCCAACCCGUGGGAGUGCUUCGAAGCCAUGAAGAUUCAAACGCGCGGUCGCAAGGGCCCUCUGGCAAACGCGACAAAGGAGAGUGCACUCCAAGUCCGCCGUUUGGGUGCCUGCUUUUGCUGCCACAGCCGCAAAGUGAAGUGUGAUUCGCAGAGGCCGUGCAAGAGCUGCAAAAAGCUCGCCGGCCAGGUGCCGCAGGUCGUCUGCUGGCAGUUUUCCGACUUCUUGACCGUGUUAUUCCCCGACUUCAUGCGCAGCCACUUCCGCAAGGAUCAAAUGUCGAAAUUCAUGGCGGAGAAUGUCGACCUCGACGCGGUGCAACUAGCGCCUCGGGAGGUUGAGCUCUUUUCUGGUCUUUCGGCAUCGCUCAAGGUUCGGGCGAGGUUCUUCAAGCCUCGGACGGAGGAAGUGCAGCAGCACUACCAUCUGCAUGUGCAAAAAGACCGGGUAGACCUGCAAGCCAGAGGCUCGGCACCUAUGGUGUUGGAAUUGGAUUCGGCAGGUCAGAGGGAGGCCUUGAGGAAGAAGGUAAAAGAGUAUCUCGCCGCCAUUGCAGCCGAGCCGAGGUUCGCAAAAUCAGUGACAGAGUCAAUACGGCACACGGAGUUGCCAAAGAAGGUGUUGGAUGUUGUGCAGAUAUACGCCAACAAGUCUGAUUCGUCAAUGGUGAAGAAGGCGUUGGCGAUCUACGGCGCCCAUUUUGUCAUGACCCGCCACCUCUGCAUCACAAGGCAAAGUGUUGUGGGCCUCCAGGACUCCGGUCUCGUCCCUCAGGAAGUACCGUGGGUGACGCCACGCGUCGUCAACAGGCAGAUCAAGGCGGUGAUUGAUGAGCUCCUGAUGAGGGACAUGCAACACCUCUUCGAAUCCUUCUCAAAGCUACUCAAGCCCAAGUCAAAACAGGAGUGGGCGCCGUGUAUGGCCUCGUUCCUGGUGCUGUGCCUGUUCAUGGAAUCGGUCGAGACAUCUGCGGAUAACUUUGUGGUGGCACUCAACGAGAUCAGCCUGCGUAACCACACGCCGCCGGAAUACAAACGUCAAGAUGCCCUGAACAUUAACGCAGCAGUCGAAAACAUGCCGUUCAAGCAGUUCGCGUACCAGUUCCACCAGAUCUACCAGACCCACAGCCGGGACACGGCGAAUAAGCCCUUCAAUCCCAUGCUCGACAACUCUUGGGCCCAGCAAGGCGACCUGGACGGACCAGCCAUAGAGAUGGUCUUGGGCCUGAAGAAUUUGAUCCAACAGAAUGGCAAGGAACUCGAAGGCUUGGCGGAUGACCCAAUUCUAUCGAGCGACCACGAGCAGCACCCGUUCCCACGAGACGUAGCGGCCAACUAUACUGGCCGGCUAGUGUCCAAGUUCUUGUUGUCUUUCAUGGACGAGAAGCACAUCUUUGGCGAGAACUGGGUUUGA
Colletotrichum fioriniae is the source of this 2142-nucleotide messenger RNA. RefSeq lists its product as uncharacterized. Lineage: Eukaryota; Fungi; Ascomycota; Sordariomycetes; Glomerellales; Glomerellaceae. The record is from RefSeq and is a predicted model, not a curated record. Gene Ontology annotation, biological process: regulation of DNA-templated transcription. Gene Ontology annotation, molecular function: zinc ion binding; DNA-binding transcription factor activity, RNA polymerase II-specific.